Trichoderma atroviride IMI 206040 is the source of this 756-nucleotide messenger RNA. NCBI's taxonomy places the organism in Eukaryota, Fungi, Ascomycota, Sordariomycetes, Hypocreales, Hypocreaceae. The record is from RefSeq and is a predicted model, not a curated record.
AUGCCCGAUCACUCGUCGCCAGAAGAUCCAGCUGCUCGCACUGCGGCCGACCUCGCCUACGCCGCCUACGGGGACCUGGUCAAAAUCGACAGCGCGCUCUGCAAGAAGCUCGCGGCCGAAACGGCGCUGCGUGAGCCGACCCAGCGGCGCGUGGACCAGAAGCUCAACAUUGAGCGGCGCAGCAACGUCGAGGCCUUGCUUGCCCACAUGACGGGCCAGACGGCUCCCAAGUCCUGCAAGAACUGCCACAAGGGCCACGGUCCCUGGACCCAGUGCGUUGUGUACGAUGGCCAGAUGUGUGGAAGUUGCACCAAUUGCUGGUUCAAUGCGAGCGGUUCACGAUGCACGUUUCAUGUAGAGAACAACCAUCAGCAACCGCAACCUUUAUUCGCAGCAACCGUCGCCCCAGGAACCAAUCUCCUAUUCUCACAGCCCACCAUCACUCAGCCACCGCCACCCACUGUCAAUAUUUCGACAGAGGCCAACCACUGGGGUCUGUCCGAGUCGACUAAGCAGCUGAUCACCCAGACAAUCACUGACGUGAGCACCUUCUCCCGAAGAGAUCGUUUCCUCGCGAGAAUCGAAGCCGCUGCUAAGGAGCUCGGCAUGCGAAUCGCAGAAUACGAAGAGUUCCUCCGGACUCCAGAGGGUAUUGCGGAGCAGAAUGCUGCCCUCGACAGAGAUCGCACGCAGAAUAGAGACACGCAGGCUACUGAGGCCAUGGAUGAUGCCCCUGCGGACGAUAUUCUUACUUGA